This is a messenger RNA of Tilletiaria anomala UBC 951, 2228 nucleotides long. RefSeq names its product putative RSA4-WD-repeat protein. Gene Ontology annotation, molecular function: protein binding. Gene Ontology annotation, biological process: ribosomal large subunit assembly. The transcript has a single exon. Gene Ontology annotation, cellular component: nucleolus. Lineage: Eukaryota; Fungi; Basidiomycota; Exobasidiomycetes; Georgefischeriales; Tilletiariaceae. The coding region runs from base 86 to 2074 and encodes 662 amino acids. The record is from RefSeq and is a predicted model, not a curated record.
CCGGUGCUGUUAUAGCUAGCCUUGCUCGGUUCGUCGAGUCAAGACACUUGCCAAAGGGUUAUAUUGAUCCUAAGCUGCUGCAGCCAUGUCCACGCAGAUUCCGCUCCGCUCUGCCAAGCGGCAGCGUCUGGCCGACAAGGCGAGCGCGGACGUGGCGGACCAGCUCGCGGCACAGGGCCAGCUGGGACCCAAGGCAGCUUCGAUUGUCGUCCAGUUCCAGUCCGGACAAGAUGGGAGCGCGCUGGGGCCGAGCAUCAACUUACCCGCCGACACGGGACGCAAGCAGCUCGAGAUGAUCGUCAAUCGGCUCAGAAGGGAUCUGCGUGCUGCCAAACUCGGCGGACGGCGCAAGGGAGACGAUGGAGACGAGGAGGCGGAUGAGGAGGACAUGCCGUAUGCAUUUCACGUCGCGCUACCUGCAGAACAAGGGAAGGAUGGAGUGGCUCCAACGGCAGCAGCAGCGCGGCUACCCGUCACCAAUUCUCUGCUCGACGAUGUGCUCAACGCAUCCGCAGCCCAGAAGCUUGGCUUGUCCACCGAAGACGUGCUCACCGUCGUCUUUGAGCCGCAAGCCGUCUUCCGCGUGCGACCCGUCACAAGAAUAUCGAGCACGCUCAGCGGACAUUCCUCACCGAUCCUUUGCUCCGUCUUCUCGCCGACGGGCAGCCUGCUGCUUACCGGCUCCGGCGACCACACGGCACGCCUGUGGGACCUGGACAGCGAGAUGCCGCUGCACAGUCUCCAGGGCCACCGCAACUGGGUUCUGUGUGCCGAGUGGGAGGGAAGGGAGCGCAAGAUCGCCACAGGUGACAUGAACGGCGAGGUUUGGAUCUGGGACGCGCUCGACGCAAGGGGAGGUAAGACGGGCAAGAAGGCAUGGGGGACCAAGAGCAGCAAGAGGGUCGAGGAGCAGCGCCUGGCGCAAGAAGAGCUUCAAGUGAACGCGAAUGGUGAUGGAGCCGCCUCCGCCACUGCCGACACAGAAAAAAAAACAGAACUGCAACCAAAGAAGUUGAGCGUCGCCGAGAAACGUGCAUUGCGACUUGCUGCGCCACAGGGCCACGUGCUGAAAGGGCACACGAAAUGGGUCACCGCGCUGGCAUGGGAGCCGAUUCACCUGAAUGCGUCGACCCCGCGCCUCGCCUCCUCGUCUAAGGACGGGACAGUGCGGGUGUGGGACGUGUCGACGCGCACAUGCGCCUACGUCCUCGGCGGACACACCGCCAGCGUCAACGCCGUGCGGUGGGGCGGCGAAGGGCUGCUGUACACCGCCUCGUCCGACCGGACGGUGAAAGUGUGGGACGCGAAAGUAGGCAAGCUCGUGCGCAGUCUUGACGCUCAUGCGCACUGGGUCAACACCCUGUCGCUUUCCACGGACUGGGUUCUGCGCACUGGCCCAUUCGACCACCUCGGCCGGCUGUUCGACCGCGCGACCGCCAACAAGCCCAAGGGCGCCGCCGGUGCAGAGGAGGCGACGCAGCUCGCGGCGCUCAGUGACAAGCAGCUCGACGUGCGUACGCAGAAGGCCGCCGCGCAAAAGUACAACGACGCCGUCGCCGGCGGCCGCGCAGAACUGUGCAUCUCUGGCUCCGACGACCACACGCUCUUCCUGUGGCCGCCGCAGGGCCAGACCCCUGCCGCUGCGGGGGACAGGGGCGCAUCGCCUAAGAAGCCGGUUGCGCGGCUGACAGGCCACCAGAAGGUCGUCAACCAUGUCUCGUUCUCGCCCGACGGGCGGCUGAUUGCGUCUGCGUCGUUCGACUCGAGCAUCAAGGUCUGGGAUGCGCGCUCUGGUUCCAGCGUCGGUACCGGCUCGGGUGCUGGCGCGGGGGGCAAGUUCAUUUGCAACCUGCGCGCACACGUUGGGCCCGUGUACCGCCUGGCGUGGUCGAGCGACUCGCGCAUGCUCGUGAGCGCCAGCAAGGACUCGACGCUCAAGCUGUGGGACAUGCGCUCGUUCAAACUCAAGGUUGACCUCCCAGGGCACGAGGACGAGGUGUACUGCGUCGACUUUGUUGCGGACAAGGUCGCCAGCGGCGGCAGAGAUCGCGUCGUGAAGAUCUGGACGCACUAAUCGGCGGCGUCAGCGCCACAGUGCAUGUACUAGGAGGCUGCCGGGCAGAAUGGAUGUUGGUGUGCAUGAGUGUGCGAUAGUGCGGCAGCUAGAAAUACACUGGGGGUAUCGUACAAAUUAAAUUUGCGAUGUGCGCAGCAGCGACGAUGUUCAU